This is a messenger RNA of Aspergillus uvarum CBS 121591, 603 nucleotides long. RefSeq names its product YbhB/YbcL family Raf kinase inhibitor-like protein. Gene Ontology annotation, biological process: regulation of Ras protein signal transduction; regulation of proteolysis. The transcript is spliced from 2 exons. The record is from RefSeq and is a predicted model, not a curated record. NCBI's taxonomy places the organism in Eukaryota, Fungi, Ascomycota, Eurotiomycetes, Eurotiales, Aspergillaceae. Gene Ontology annotation, molecular function: peptidase inhibitor activity; phospholipid binding. The coding region runs from base 40 to 585 and encodes 181 amino acids.
CACAAGCAAACCAGCCAAGACUCUCUAUCCUCAUACACGAUGCCCACAAACAACAGUGUCAAGAAAGCCCUCUCGCUAAUCGAGGCCGACGCCACCAAAGUGCUCGGCCUGAAUGUCGGCCAACAUAGGGAUGUGCAACCGGGCCAGUACAUCCCCCGAGCGGAUGCGCAAUCUCCCCCGGAACUAUCCUUCGGCAACCUCUCGCCAAGCAAGACCUACAUGGUCAUCGGCCUCGACAUCGACGCCCCCUUCCCUUCUUUCGGCGUCCUCGGCCCCAUCCUGCACUGGAUUCAGCCCGGCCUACAGCCCACUGCAUCAGAGACCGAUUCGAAUGUCUAUGUCCUGAAAGUUACGGCCCCGUUUGUGGCGAACUAUAUCGGUCCCGCCCCGCCGCCGGGGAGCUCGCCGCAUCGGUAUAUCUUCUUCCUGUACGAGCAGCCGGCGAGCUUUGAGGGGAAGAGGUACGCCCCGCCUGGGGGCCAGAAGUUGGGGAAUAUGCAUCGGAUGCGUUAUGAUCUUGAUGCCGCGGAGACGGAGUUUAAGCUGGGGUCGAUGGUGGCGGUGAAUUAUUUUACAAGUAAUUAAUGAGGGCUCGGGUGGUGC